GGUGGCUGGAGAGAGCCGGUAGGCAGCGCCCCGCGUGCAGGGCGCGCCUGGCGGCGCGGCCGCUCCUUCGCGAGGCUGCGCGGCGGGGCGGGCCGGGCCGGAGCAGCGCCCGGCAUGUCGCAAGGGCUCCUGGCCGCCGGCAGCGUCCUGCAGAGGAGCGUCGCGGCUCCGGGGAACCAGGCGCAGCCUCAGAGCCCUGAGGAUGAUGACAGGAAGGUCCGAAGGAGAGAAAAAAACCGAGUUGCUGCUCAGAGAAGUCGGAAGAAGCAGACCCAGAAGGCUGACAAACUCCACGAGGAAUACGAGUGCUUGGAGCAAGAAAACACAGUGCUGCGGAGGGAGAUUGGGAAGCUGACGGAGGAGCUGAAGCACCUGAGCGAGGCGCUGAAGGAGCAUGAGAAGAUGUGCCCGCUGCUGCUGUGCCCCAUGAACUUUGUGCCGGUGCCACGGCCGGACCCCGUGGCUGGCUGCCUGCCCCGGUGAAGCCCAAGGACGAUCCUCCUCUGCCCAGCAAGGAGCGUUGGUCUUUUUCACACCUGGGAGGAGGGUUCCCUCUGCAUCUGCAUACCUGGGGACCUGUGGCCAGGUCACCUCCUUGGACCUCCUGGCCAUGUCCCCAGCAGCCUGGGCUCGGCGUGAUGCUCCUGCAGGCCCCUGACUUAGAGUCUCCCGUGGAUCCAGGCAGGGAGACCACCUUCAGGAGUCCCUGCACAUCCACUUCGGCAGCUAGUAGGUUCUGCUGUUAUGCAGAAUCAUUUCCUUUAGAAUCUGAAUAAUAAAGAUGGUUAUCCUCUCUCC
Molecule: messenger RNA, 798 nt
Organism: Camelus dromedarius (Arabian camel)
Lineage: Eukaryota; Metazoa; Chordata; Mammalia; Artiodactyla; Camelidae
Gene: BATF3
Product: basic leucine zipper ATF-like transcription factor 3
Exons: 3
Coding region: 115-483 (122 amino acids)
Biological process (GO): regulation of transcription by RNA polymerase II
Cellular component (GO): nucleus
Molecular function (GO): RNA polymerase II cis-regulatory region sequence-specific DNA binding; DNA-binding transcription factor activity, RNA polymerase II-specific
Source: RefSeq, a predicted model, not a curated record